Styela clava is the source of this 1350-nucleotide messenger RNA. NCBI's taxonomy places the organism in Eukaryota, Metazoa, Chordata, Ascidiacea, Stolidobranchia, Styelidae. The record is from RefSeq and is a predicted model, not a curated record.
AUGCAAUACACUGUGUAUUCUAAACGAUGGCUGUUAGCAGCCGCCUUGAAUAUUGGUAUAUUCAACUAUCAGUUCACAACAUUAUCUUACGGAGCUGUUAACAACGUAGUUACUUCAUUCUUUGAAGAAAUUCCUUACGCAACAGAUGCUCUGCCUGUCAUAGCUCAUGCCGGGGGAAUAUUUGUGUCGCCUUUCUUGAUUCUAUUCGCAGGAAAAAUUGGUGUUAGGAUGCAAUUGAUCUUUGGAUGCGUUUGUGCAUUCCUUGGAAUGCUGUGCAACGUACUUGGAUUCAUCAGCAGAAAGACGUACUUUUUGCUGCUCAUUGGAAACUCACUUGUUGGACUAUCUGACGGAGUUUUUUACAUUCUUCCAAUGACACUUGCCGCUAGCUGGUUUCCUGUGAAUGAGAGAGCAACAGUCAUUGGUAUGGCAUGGCUUUCAGGUGCUGUGGGCUAUGCUUUUUCUGGCGCACCUUUUUCAGGCGUCUUUGGUAAUGCCACUGAUGCCAACGUAGGGUUAAUUUCUCCCAAUAGGAUUCAGGAAGUUUUUGCUUCAACAUUUGGAGUGCUUUGUUUUUUAUUGUUCGUAUCCACAAUUUCCGUAUGGAUAUUUCCUGCUGAUCAUCCUCCGUCUCCUCCUACUGCUGCACAACAAAACAUAAUAAAACAACGAAAUGAAGAAAGAGAAGCUAAUUGGCAAGCAAAUUUAAAGACAAGCGUCGAUUUGCUACGUAACCGGAAUUUUUUGUUGUUAACUACAUCCCGCGCAUUAACAGUUUCUGUAUAUGCUAUGACAAGAGUGUUAAAUUCUUCCAUGAUACUGAAGACAUUUCCAAGCAUGUCAGAUUCGUUUCCAGGAUUGCUACGGACCAUUGGAGCAUGUGUAGCAGCUCUCACAUCUAUCGUGACUGGAAGAUUCUUGGAUAGCUUCGGUUACUACAAGGAGUCGUGUGUUGUAUCAUUCGUUGCGAUAGUUCUGUGCUCACUUGGAAUAUUUCUAGGACAUCACUUCAAAAACAUUAUUGCUAUCGGAAUGUUAUAUCCUUCAAUAAUGUCUGUUAGAUUACCGACAGGUGUAAUCAUACCUGAAUUGCUGCUUGAUGCUACAUAUCCUGUCAAUAAUCUAAUAAUGUUGACGCUAUACAACAUAACUCUCAAUGUAGCGGCAGUAUCGUUCGUUUCUCUUGAACGAUUUAUAUUGGAAGUUUACGAUGAAGCAAUGGCGGCAUUGGUGCCCCUGAUAGCUAAUAUUUUGGCCUUAUUACUACUUUUACGCGCAAAUCCGAAGUACAAACGCAGUGCAAUGGAUGAAAGAAAGAAAUCAAACUCUGUAUCUCAGACAGAUGAAUAA